Molecule: messenger RNA, 985 nt
Organism: Nipponia nippon (crested ibis)
Lineage: Eukaryota; Metazoa; Chordata; Aves; Pelecaniformes; Threskiornithidae
Source: RefSeq, a predicted model, not a curated record
GCCACUGCCUGUCCCCCGCAGACAUCAUGGCUGACAAGGAGGGGGUGACGCUGUCACUGGAGGAGGAGGAGGAUGCCGACGUGGCCCUGGCGUACAAGACGCCAGAGAAGAAGAGCCUGCGGGAGAUCCAGGAGCUGGACCCAGGGGACGAGAGCCUGCGGAAGUACAAGCAGGCGCUGCUGGGUGCCAUCCCUGCUGCCGUGGAUGCCAGCGUGCCCAACGUGCAGGUGACGAAGCUCACCCUGAUGUGUGAGCAGGCGCCGGGGCCCAUCACCAUGGACUUGACAGGAGACCUGGAGGUGCUGCGGGGCCAGGCCUUUGUGCUGAAGGAGGGGGUGGACUACAGGGUGAAGGUGUCCUUCAAGGUGAACAGGGAGAUCGUCUGCGGGCUGCGGUGCCUCCACCUCACCUACCGCCGGGGCCGGCCCGUGGACCGCGACGUCUUCAUGGUGGGCAGCUACGCGCCGCGGGCUGAGGAGUACGAGGUGGUGACACCGGCGGAGGAGGCACCGCGGGGCUGGCUGGCACGGGGCUCCUACCGCGUCCGCUCCCUCGUCACCGAUGAUGACAAGAUGGAGCAUCUCUCCUGGGAGUGGGGCCUCUGCAUAAAGAAGGCCUGGGAGGACUGACAUCCCCCCCCUCCCCCCCCACCUGCACCCCCGUUCCCCCCUGCCAGCUCGGGGAAGCGGUGCCUGCCAUCCCAGGGGACACCUCGCCGGCACCACCGCGCUCGCCCGGGUUGUAUGAAGGGGGGCGGGGGGGGGUGUCUGUUAGCGAGCGGGUGCCCACAGUCGUGGUCUUCGCAACCAAAGUUAUUUUUAAUUGCUGUUUUUUUUUUAAAUACCGAUGCCCGCCUGGUCCCUGCGGCGUCCCCAUCGCUGGGGCCGGGGCCGUGACCCUGCCGUGGUGGUGCUGUGCCUGGCUGCCCGCCCGGUCGCAGGCUGUGCUCUUCCAUCGCCAUUAAACCCUACAGACUGGUCUCUUA